AUGUCCGUAAGAUGUUUUGUUCUUUUGGAUUCUUUACUUGGUGAAAAUGGAAUACAAAACCUUGUUGCAAUGAAAGAAAAUUAUAAAUUAAUUACAGACAAAAUGAAAGAAAUAUUCCCAACAAAUAUAACAAAAGAAGUUAGAAGAAUUGAAAGAAAAUGUAAAACAAUUGAUGGUGAAGAAAUGUUUAUUUCACCUCGUCCUGGAAUCGACAGUUUCAUUUAUCCUCCUGAAUUUUGUUUCAUUGGAUCAUUAAAUGAAGUUUAUUUCAUUCAUUCUCCAAAAGAAAACUUGUAUGAAUUCAUUGAUUGUCCAGGAUCAUUCAUGCAUCCUUUCUUUGUAAAUCUUGUCUCUAUUUAUACUGAUUCAUCAGUUAAUUUGAUGAGUUACAACAACAAGAUUUUAAUUGAAGACAAAAAACAAAAAGCAAACAUCGAAAAAAUUGUUUCCGAUGUUUCGAAUUUGAUGUUUUUCGUGUCCGAUACAGUUUUAAUUCUUGAAAUUCUUAGUGGUUUCUCAAUAGAAAUCAUUACAACUCCAACAGGCUAUUUAUCAAGAGUUUUGAACUCAAAUUCAUUGUUUGUUUACCAUUUGGAUAAAGAAGCAAUGAUGUAUUGUUUGAAUCACAUGAAUGAUUUAAGGAGUGGAAACAAGAGUUUGAGAAUUAGUUUCAUUGACAACAGAAAUCCUUAUGUUUUAGUUUCUGAUACUCAACUCAAAAUUAAAUCAAAAAGAUUAACAUUUGGAGCAAGUAAAGAAGUAUCUUAUGCAUGCAAUAUUCGUACUUUGAAUGAACUUGAAACUGUUAAGACAAACGAUGAAGAAAUCUUUGUCGACGAAGUUGCUUUUGUUCCUCCUGCAAGUGUAUUCCAUCCUUCUUUGUUCUAUCAUACUCCUGCAAUUGAAUUCUUGAGCCAAUUCCUCGAGCAAUUCGGAAUUUCUUCUUUCCAAGUCAAUAACAGUUUGUCAAUGAGUUGGAAGCACGCACAGAAGGCAAGAGAAAUUCUAAGCGAUCCAAAGAAUAAUUUCGAAGUUUCUUUCAAGAUAUUAAGUUUAUCAAGCGAAAUUCCAAUCCAAAAUGUUGUUUCGCAAAUCUUGGAACUCAAAAAGAAUUGGACAAUUGAUAAGAAACGUCAUGUCGUAAUUGUUCCAAGUGAUGAAGAAGAAUUCGCGAAAACAGAACUGGCGGAAUUCCUUUCUGAAGAAGAACCAGAAGUCUUUGGAUGCGUUAACAUGUGUGAUAAUCCAGUGAAAAGUCAUUAUGUUGUCACUAUUUAUGACUUAGAAAAUAAUACUUGCGAAUCUAAACCAUUGUGUUUGACUUGUUUUGAAGAUGAAUUGAAUUUCAAAUUCGAACAAAACAAAGGAAACACAAUUUACACGACACAACCAGAGUUAUUUGGCUUGGAUGGAUAUUGUCCAUUAGGUCAAUUGAUAUAUUCAAUGAAGAAUGAUGCAAGAAUCACUGAUAUUCUUAACAGAUGGCUUAGAUGCGUAAUUAUUUUUGUUCUUCAUUCAGACAAAAACUCUUUCUUCUUCUGCCCUGAACAUGAAGACAUUGUUUGGAUUAAGUCUCACUUCGAUGAAUGCUCAAUCUGCCACAAAAGAUUGUGCAAGACAUGUGGAGCUCUUCAUCCAAAAGGAACUCCAUGUCCGAAGCAGAUGAGCGAAGAGAUCAAAGAAUCAGAUACAUUGAAGAAAUGUCCAAACUGCGGAAAGCUGAUUUUCAAGUACACAGGAUGUAAUCACAUGGCUUGCACAUGCGGAAAACACUUCUGCUGGCAUUGCAAAGCUUGCUACAACACAUCAAGCGAAUGCUACACUCAUUUAGAGAAAGUUCAUGGAGGUUACUACUAA
This is a messenger RNA of Trichomonas vaginalis G3, 1857 nucleotides long. Its product is annotated as protein polyubiquitination. The transcript has a single exon. Gene Ontology annotation, biological process: protein linear polyubiquitination; proteasome-mediated ubiquitin-dependent protein catabolic process. The record is from RefSeq and is a predicted model, not a curated record. Gene Ontology annotation, molecular function: zinc ion binding; ubiquitin binding; ubiquitin-protein transferase activity. Bases 1 to 1857 code for a protein of 618 amino acids. Gene Ontology annotation, cellular component: ubiquitin ligase complex. NCBI's taxonomy places the organism in Eukaryota, Parabasalia, Trichomonadida, Trichomonadidae.